CUCUUGCCUUCUGGCUCCCCCAGAGCCAAGCGCCAGAAGAUGGGAAACAUCAUGAUCCAAGCUGACGUCAGCCUAGAGAAGAUCAGAUACCAUCCCUCUAUAAGCAACAUGCUGGAUUGCAUGCAUUCCUCUGCCAGGAAGUUGAUUGCAAAGCCACUUGUGACUUUGGAGGUCCAGUCAUCAGAGUGCGAAGAGAUCCCCCCAAGUAUAUUGCCCCCAGGUUCCAGGAAGGCCAAGCAAGCUCCUUUUUCUGUUCUGCAAGAGAAGGAAUCCUGGAGCGAUGAGGACGAGAUCUUCAUGGACCAGCAAUCAGAGUGGUCAGUUGGCACCGACAUUUCUGGGACUAAGAAGAAGUGGACUUUAGAGGAGUCUGCAUGGAUCAAGGAAGGCGUGGAGAAAUUUGGGGAGGGCAACUGGAAAACUAUUUCUCAAAAUUACCCUUUUAAGGAUCGAACAUCUGUGAUGAUCAAGGACCGCUGGAGAACAAUGAAGAAACUGGGACUAAACUGAAUUUGAGGGCAGACUGUGCCUUGAAUGGUAUUGAGUUAGCUGUUGCUGUACCUUUAAUAUGUUAUGUAAAAUAAGUAAUAAAAUAGUGUAAUUUG
Notechis scutatus (mainland tiger snake) is the source of this 605-nucleotide messenger RNA. NCBI's taxonomy places the organism in Eukaryota, Metazoa, Chordata, Lepidosauria, Squamata, Elapidae. The record is from RefSeq and is a predicted model, not a curated record.